Molecule: messenger RNA, 1950 nt
Organism: Magnolia sinica
Lineage: Eukaryota; Viridiplantae; Streptophyta; Magnoliopsida; Magnoliales; Magnoliaceae
Product: receptor-like cytosolic serine/threonine-protein kinase RBK2
Exons: 10
Coding region: 200-1765 (521 amino acids)
Biological process (GO): protein phosphorylation
Molecular function (GO): protein kinase activity; ATP binding
Source: RefSeq, a predicted model, not a curated record
CCUCAGUAAAACGUCGUUACAAAAGCAGAAACCGGUCUUCAAGCAGAGAAAUGCUCCCAACUGCAGAACAGAAACAAAAGCAGUAGAAUAUUCAGGCAUUGAAGAAUCAACGACGACAGUUGAUGAAAUAUCUCUUCAUUCAUCUUUCUUUUUCUUUUUUGAUCUCUUCUUUAACUUUCUCUUGAAAAAUAGAAGUUCCAUGAAAAAGCUUCAAAAAUCUUCGACCUCUGCUACCUGCAUUGAUCGCGAUACCAUUGUGGAGAAAAACUCCAGAAAAGGCAAGAUUUUUCCAAUGGAGGAAACCGAUUCCACCCCUCUGUUAUCUGGCUCUGUUUCUGCUGAAGACAUGGAGAGCCAGCAAUCAGAAGCUCCCGAUGGAUCCUCUCCUCCAGUUCUUGAGGAUAACGAUACCACCGCUCUGUUUUCUGACUCUGUUUCUACGCAAGAAACGGAUAACCCACAAACAGAAGCUUCAGACGGAUCCUCUCCUCGAGGAGUUCUAGAAGAUACUACGAGGAGCUUGGAAUCUGAAACGAGCUCUCCUAAGGCCAGCACAUCCGGUUCAGAGGCUCCGGUGGUUGAAAGCCCCACUGUUCAGUGGCGUGGAUUCUUCCGCUUGUGGAGGCAGAGGUCAAUGAGACAUUUGUUGACAUUCCCAUCCCUCGGGGGCCUGAAGUUCUCAAGAAGUAAUGGCAAAAGUGCCAGAGGGAAGCGGGCAUCGAGGAUUGAUCUUUUCGUCGAUGCCGACUUAUGUUGUUUGAAGCCUUCUUGGAAGAAUUUUACCAUGGACGAGCUCCGAUCCGCGACAAAAAAUUUCAGCUCUGAUAAUUUGAUCGGAAAGGGUGGUUAUGGAGAUGUUUACAAGGGACGUUUGAAAGACGGGCAACUCGUGGCAAUUAAACGGCUGAGCAGAGGAUCGACGGAAGAGAGGAUCGACGAUUUCCUAUCUGAGCUCGGGAUUAUAGUUCAUAUCAACCAUCGGAAUGCGGCGAAGUUGAUUGGAUUUGGGAUCGAAGGAGGAAUGCACCUUGUUUUACAGCUGUCUCCAAAUGGGAGCUUAGCUUCCCUACUUCAUGGUUCCAAGGAGAAGUUGGAUUGGAGUGUUAGAUAUAAAGUUGCAGUGGGGACGGCAGAAGGUCUUCGGUAUCUUCACGAGAUUUGCCAGAGGCGCAUCAUUCAUAGAGAUAUCAAGGCUGCUAACAUCUUGCUUACAAAGGACUUCGAACCACAGAUUUGCGAUUUUGGGCUUGCAAAGUGGCUACCUGAUAAUUGGACUCAUCACUCCAUGCCUGACUUCGAGGGAACGUUCGGCUAUGUUGCUCCCGAAUGCUUAAUGCACGGCAUAGUCGAUGAGAAAACUGAUGUAUAUGCAUUCGGGGUGCUCCUGUUAGAGAUCAUCACCGGACGACAAGCAUUGGAUUCUUCUCAGCAAAGCCUUCUGAAGUGGGCAGCGCCAUUGCUUGAAAAGAAUGAUAUCAGGCAGCUUGUCGAUCCUUCUCUUGCUGGCGCCUACGACUCUCAGCAGAUGGACCGUGUGGCCUUGGCAGCUUCUCUGUGCAUACAACACUCUGCGAUUCUACGGCCUCAAAUGAGUCAGCUUGUUCAGCUUUUAAAGGGUGAAGGCAGCUUAGAGUCCAUGAAACCGAGUCGAAAGCCAGUCCUCCAAAGGACCUACUCAGACGGGGACUUUGAAACGGAAGAAUCAACUCCAUCGAAGUACAUGAGUGACAUUAAUCAACACAGGAAGCUUGCUCUGGAGAUUUGAAAUCAUUCAUAAUCAAUGCUUCUGAUGAACUAUAAAAGAAGGCUGCUGAUCCAACUCUUCCAUCUUCCAUAAAAUAUGGGACUUUGGUUUGCUCCCAACUCUUGUAUAUGUAUUGGAAACCUGAAUUUUGCUGGCCACACAAACAAACGGAAGGAAAUUAUAUUUGGAGUCUCUUCCACUUUGCA